Messenger RNA from Sinocyclocheilus grahami, 4616 nucleotides. RefSeq names its product E3 ubiquitin-protein ligase CBL-B-like. The coding region runs from base 254 to 3076 and encodes 940 amino acids. Gene Ontology annotation, biological process: cell surface receptor signaling pathway; negative regulation of epidermal growth factor-activated receptor activity. Gene Ontology annotation, cellular component: plasma membrane; membrane raft. The record is from RefSeq and is a predicted model, not a curated record. Gene Ontology annotation, molecular function: calcium ion binding; phosphotyrosine residue binding; receptor tyrosine kinase binding. The transcript has 19 exons. Lineage: Eukaryota; Metazoa; Chordata; Actinopteri; Cypriniformes; Cyprinidae.
ACACGACCAUAUCAGACAGCGAGAAAAACGGGAUUGUACUGCGUUUUAGUGGUUUCUGCGUGAGGAUACGGAAAAGCCGCUUCAAGUUUCUGAACAUCUGGGCAGAGAUGUAACCGGUUCCUGGCAUUGGCGUUGUGUUUUUGUUGCGUUUGUUGUAUUUGUUGUGGGGACCUCCCUAAAGCUUCAACUCAGGAACUCUGACAUUCCCUGUCUUGGCAGCUACACUGUUUUCCUUUUGCCGCAUGUGCAGAAAAUGGCAACUGCUCUCAGUGGACGACCACCUAACAAUCGGAAAGGCCGUAUUUUAGGCAUUAUUGACGCCAUCCAGGACGCUGUCGGACCCCCCAAGCAGGCGGCCGCGGACCGCCGGACCGUAGAGAAGACAUGGAAACUCAUGGACAAAGUAGUGAGGUUAUGUCAGAACCCCAGACUACAGUUGAAGAACAGUCCUCCGUACAUCCUGGAUAUUUUACCUGACACUUACCAGCACCUGAGGCUGAUUCUGUGCAAAUAUGAAGAGAACCAGAGACUUACUCAGCUAAGUGAGAAUGACUAUUUCAAAGUGUACAUCGACAGCCUGAUGAAGAAAUCCAAAAGAGCAAUCCGCCUCUUUAAGGAAGCCAAGGAGAGAAUGUAUGAAGAACAGUCACAAGACCGACGGAAUCUCACCAAGCUCUCGCUGAUCUUCAGUCACAUGUUGGCUGAGAUCAAAGCCAUCUUUCCAGGUGGACAGCUCCAAGGAGACACAUUCCGCAUUACCAAGGCCGACGCCGCCGAAUUUUGGAGAAGGUCUUUUGGCGAAAAAACAAUAGUGCCAUGGAAAAUGUUCCGGCAGUGCCUUCACGACGUGCACCCCAUCAGCUCCGGGUUGGAGGCCAUGGCUCUGAAAUCCACCAUCGACCUCACCUGCAACGACUACAUCUCCGUCUUUGAGUUCGACAUCUUUACUCGUCUUUUCCAGCCGUGGGGCUCAAUCCUGAGGAACUGGAAUUUCCUGGCAGUCACACACCCAGGCUACAUGGCCUUUCUGACGUAUGAUGAAGUAAAGGCACGUCUGCAGAAGUACAUCAACAAACCUGGCAGCUACAUCUUCAGGCUGAGCUGUACGCGGUUAGGACAGUGGGCCAUUGGCUACGUCACCAGUGAUGGCAACAUCCUGCAGACCAUCCCACAUAACAAGCCGCUGUUCCAGGCACUUAUUGAUGGAUGCAGAGAAGGCUUUUAUCUGUUUCCAGAUGGGCGCAGUUAUAACCCAGAUCUCACAGGCCUGUGUGAACCCACCCCACACGACCACAUUAAGGUCACACAGGAGCAGUAUGAGUUGUACUGUGAGAUGGGCUCCACGUUUCAGCUGUGUAAGAUCUGUGCCGAAAAUGAUAAAGAUGUUAAGAUAGAGCCAUGUGGUCACCUCAUGUGCACUUCCUGUUUGACAUCAUGGCAGGAUUCUGAUGGUCAGGGCUGCCCGUUCUGUCGCUGUGAGAUCAAAGGAACCGAGCCCAUUAUUGUUGAUCCGUUUGACCCACGCAACGUAGGAGCCAAGUGCUUCUUCCUGGACCACUUCAACUCCCCCAUGCUGGACCUGGAUGAUGAUGAUGACAAAGAGGAAUUGCUGGUUAUAGACCAUAUCAAGAAGUCCAUGGAGAUCCAGAACUCGCCAAUAAUGUCUCCGAACUCAUCCCCUGUGUGUGAACGCCGGAAAACCGCUGCAGAUCACAUGGGUCCUCACUUGAACAUUCCACCCGUACCGCCCCGCCUUGAUUUCAUCCGUUCUCCCGCUCCUAGUCCCACAGGCUCACCCAAGUCAUCUCCAGGCAUGUCCAGAAAACAGGAUAAACCCCUUCCUGCCCCUCCACCUCCACAGAGAGACCCUCCUCCCCCACCUCCGCCAGAACGCCCACCUCAUAUCCCUCAAGAAGGCCGGGCCGCCUGGCUUGUUACCCCUUCGUCUGGCCUCCCCAGGGACCCCAGAGCGCCCCUGGAGGCCUGGAGCCCUAAAGAUAGCCCUGCUUUGUCAGAUUGCAGGAUGUCUGCUGCAGACCGCUCCCCCAAACUGGCCCACGCCGCCCCUGUGCACAUCAACGGAAGACCCCUCAGCUGCUCCGGUGCAGACUUGGGGUUAAACCGGAUCAGCCACAGACUGAACGCGCAGUCGGAGUGUAGUAAGUCUUUCAUCAACGGCCUGUUACCUGGAGAUGAGUAUGACAUCCCCCCUCUGCGUCACUCCCCUCCCCUUGUGGACCACAACCAGAGACACACCAACCCCUUCACAAGCCACCGGAGUCUGACGGACAGAGUGGAGGAUGAGUAUCAGAUUCCCUCAUCACAUCCCGUCUGCAUCACACAACCUCCCAUCUGCAUCCCCUUCCGCAUCCCCAACAGGGCUUUAGAAAAUGGCUCGUCGGAUCUCUCAACAGACAUAAAGAAACAUAAACCUCCAGAGCAUGGUGGGUUUGACUCUGGUUCGUUGUUUUCGGGUGUGGCUCACACCACACAGUGCCUCCUCAACAACAGGACACCCUCAGACUACGACAUUCUACUGCCCCCUCAAGCGUCUCCAAUGGAAGACCCGUUCAACUCUCUUCCUCCUUCCCAGCCUCCUCCCCCUCCCCCCAUUAGGAACAGUUUCACAGAACCCUCCUCCUCACCCUACCCCAGACCUGCCCGCCCCUCGUCUGGACACGAUCACUUCCUGCUCAGCCCUGACACUUUCAUAGACGCAUUGAAUAACUCGGCUCCCAGUCCCCCUGUGCGGAGACUAACAGGAGACAACAUGAAGAAGCCAUUCAGGGCUCCGCAAGACUACGAUCAACUGCCACCAACCUCAGUGGCCGGAGAUUGCUUCAGGGCACCUGAGAGACCUCCAAAGCCACUUCCCAGGAUCAUCCCACCAGACAUCCACAGAAGACCGCACGAAUCGUCCCGGGAGAAUGUCGACGCCAAGAUCGCCAAGCUUAUGGGGGAGGGCUACUCAUUUGAAGACGUAAAACGAGCACUGAUGAUCGCGCAGAACAAAGUGGACGUGGCACGGAACAUUUUGCGGGAGUUUGCGCUAGUCGCCCCCAGGCAGGGCCUGUAGCCCGUGUCAAAAUGAUUUCGCCCCCAGGCAGGGCCUGUAGCCCGUGUCAAAAUGAUUUCAAACUAAUUACGACUGUCUCGAAGCGUACAAACCGCAGGCUGACGUCCGCUUGCUUUCGUUUAGCACAUACUGCAAACGAGAUGAAAACGUGUGCUUUUUCACCAAAAGGAGCCUAAUGGAGGGGUGCGAUUGUAACAAUGGGAUCCUGUGAAAAAAAAAAAAGCCUGGUGUUUACAGUGACAUGGCUUAUCUGCAGCACUCAGGUCAUCGUCAUUUCAGCUCGGGCUGUUCAAGAGAGGAAAUGAAAUUGAAUUUUUUAUAUUUGGAGGAGUCCAUCCACAUUUUAAGCUGGAUUUGCUGCAUCCUUCAAAGUAGUGACGUUUGUAUUUCUCUCAAAUUUUCUGGACUGAAAUGAGAGCAGCUCUGAGCACUUCUGUUUUUGUUGACAGUGUCUGCAGGUUGUUCAUGCCUUUCCUGCCACUGCUGCUGCCACACACACACGUAUUACACACGUCCAGCCGCUCCUUCCUGGCCUCUCGGGUAUCAUGAAUUUUACAGCAAUGGCUCUCGGUGUUACUUUUUUUAUCGUAUUAAUUCGAUGUGAACACGACAACCCAGAUCAUUUGAGGCAGAAAAAGAGACAGACUUCGAAUAUCAAGUUCACAGUUCUCUUUCUGUCAGCUUUUUCAGUUUAGCUGCUCUUUAUCAACUCUUAACGGAUGCCUUUGACAACUGCGUGCAUUCCAGCGUUCGCAAGCAAGGGCUAAUAUGGUUGUCUCAUCUUCUGUAAAUAGGGCCUGUCAACUCGUGAAUAAAACAAACCCAAAUGUCCCCUUUGAAUGCAUUGGUUCCUUAUUUAUUUUUAAAUUAGUGCAGUACAGGAGGAAGCCACCUAAACUUUCCCCUUCCCUUUCGGUUCCCCUCAGCCCACUUGCACUGACGCGAUAUGCAAAAGAUAAGAACUGGACAUGCACCGUUUGUAUAAGCGCCUGGCAAACAAACCAAAAACACGCAGAAUAUCAUCUGCGAGUCAUUUUAAUGGUGCCAAAUUGAAUUUGACGUAAUAGUGAUGGGCACAAACUGAAAAAAACUCCAGCGACCACUUCAUUCAAGGCCUUUUGGGAAUUCUGGGAUUGGAAGCUUGGCGGCUUUGACUCUCUACCCCCCCAAUUGGCUGUUUGUCAUUCCUCCCUAUAAAGUUUUCUCUGGAGCUUGAAACUUCAUUUUUGCACUGGCCUCACUCUCCACCUUACACUUGAAAGUUUGAGAACUAAGUGGACCCUCCAGCGGAAGAGGACGUGGCCUUCGACAGGUUCACAAGGGGAACGGUUUCUGUUCAUUUCUCCUCUUCUUUUUACGAGAGAUUUUAGUUUGUUGGAAAAUGCCUUGUGGAUCAUUUAAAACCAGUGAUGUGUGCAAUUAAUUUAUACUUUGUUAAAAGUUUUCUUGGAGAUUAUUCUCUUCUUUCAGUAAUGUUGGUAACCCGUGAUCUGUUAUUGUGGAGCAAAAAAAACAUGUUUUAUAAAAGCCAGUAUUAACA